Messenger RNA from Ficedula albicollis (Collared flycatcher), 1902 nucleotides. RefSeq names its product Wnt family member 1 (gene WNT1). The transcript has 6 exons. The record is from RefSeq and is a predicted model, not a curated record. Bases 1 to 1902 code for a protein of 633 amino acids. Gene Ontology annotation, molecular function: frizzled binding; cytokine activity. Gene Ontology annotation, cellular component: extracellular region. Gene Ontology annotation, biological process: canonical Wnt signaling pathway; neuron differentiation; cell fate commitment. Lineage: Eukaryota; Metazoa; Chordata; Aves; Passeriformes; Muscicapidae.
AUGGUGACGGCGGCGCUGGCUCCGAGGCCGGAUCCUGCGGGGGCAUGGGGCAGGCUGGGGGAGGCCCUGAAAUCUGCAGGGGUGGAGCUGAGGGGUCCCCCGUGCGUGGGGGAGGGGGGGCUGCAGGGAUCGGGGAUCGUUAUGACCUGGGGGGAUGCAGGGUUUGGGGGAUCCCAGCUCCAUACAGGGGGCUGCAAAGAUGGGGAUCCUGAGCGCCCCCCGCUGCACCCUGCAAAAGGACAGCCCAGGGCGCUGCACUGGGGGAAACUGAGGCAGGGCUGUCGCCCACCUCGAGGGGUCCUGUCCCCCCACCCUCGGGCCCCCCGGCCCGUCGAGCCCCGCACUGGGGGCUUCACACCCAGCCACAACCGGCCCGGGCGGGGGAUGACGGGGACAGUCUUGUCCCAACCGAGACAGCACCAGUGCUCUGGCCGUGGGCACCUCCGGCCGCCCCCAGCCAGCGUCCGAGCAGCCCCUGCCCUUCCUUCCAUGCCCUGCUAUCCCUCAAUCCCUCCCCCGGUCCAUCCCUACCUCCGACACCUGGUACCGGCCCAGACUGGGCGCUCCGGGGCAGCGGGAGAUGUGCGGGGCCGUGCCGCGCCCACGCGGGUUGUAGACACCGUGGGUGUCCACGGGCACGUUCGCGGGGGUCCGGGAUGCCGCCGGGACAGCCCGGGACAACGCGGGCUCGAGCAGCUGGAGGAGGCUGUAGCCCCGUCCCACCGGGCACGGACUAGGACGGAACAGGGUUCCGUGGGCUCCGGAGGGGCGCCCACGCAGCCUCGACGGUCCACGUCCCGGGGGACUGCAUGUCCUGUCCCCCAGAAAGCCGGUGAGGCGGGAGGUGCUGGGGACCCCCCAGCUAGUGGUCACCAUCCCCACCUGUGCCACAGGGGCAUCAUCAACGUGGCCUCGUCCACCAACCUGCUGACCGACUCCAAGAACGUGCAGCUGGUGCUGGACCCCAGCCUGCAGCUGCUGAGCCGAAAGCAGCGCAAGCUGAUCCGGCAGAACCCCGGCAUCCUGCACAGCGUCAGCUCCGGCCUCCAGACAGCCAUCAAGGAGUGCAAGUGGCAGUUCCGCAACCGCCGCUGGAACUGUCCCACCUCCCAGGGCCCCAACAUCUUCGGCAAAAUUGUCAACCGGGGCUGCCGGGAGACAGCAUUCAUCUUUGCCAUCACCAGUGCUGGCGUGACACACUCGGUGGCCCGGUCGUGCUCGGAGGGGUCCAUCGAGUCCUGCACCUGUGACUACCGGCGCCGAGGCCCUGGGGGGCCUGACUGGCACUGGGGGGGCUGCAGUGACAACAUCGACUUUGGUCGCCUCUUUGGGAGGGAGUUUGUGGACUCCAGUGAGAAGGGCCGAGACCUGCGUUUCCUCAUGAACCUGCACAACAACGAGGCCGGGCGCAUGACGGUCUUCUCAGAGAUGCGCCAGGAGUGCAAGUGCCACGGCAUGUCCGGCUCCUGCACCGUCCGCACCUGCUGGAUGCGGCUGCCCACCUUCCGCGCCGUGGGCGACGUCCUCAAGGAUCGCUUCGACGGCGCUUCCCGCGUCAUCUACGGCAACAAGGGCAGCAACCGGGCAUCGCGGGUGGAGCUGCAUCACCUGGAGCCCGAGAACCCGGCCCACAAGCCCCCCUCUCCCCACGACCUCGUCUACUUCGAGAAAUCCCCCAAUUUCUGCACUUACAGCGGGAAGAUGGGCACGGCAGGGACGGCCGGGAGGUUCUGCAACAGCUCCUCGCCGGGGCUGGACGGCUGCGAGCUGCUGUGCUGCGGGCGCGGGUACCGCACGCGCACCCAGCGCGUCACCGAGCGCUGCAACUGCACCUUCCACUGGUGCUGCCACGUCAGCUGCCUCAACUGCACCAACACCCAGGUGCUGCACGAGUGCCUGUGA